This is a messenger RNA of Aplosporella prunicola CBS 121167, 1458 nucleotides long. RefSeq lists its product as uncharacterized. NCBI's taxonomy places the organism in Eukaryota, Fungi, Ascomycota, Dothideomycetes, Botryosphaeriales, Aplosporellaceae. The coding region runs from base 1 to 1458 and encodes 485 amino acids. Gene Ontology annotation, molecular function: transcription cis-regulatory region binding; DNA-binding transcription factor activity, RNA polymerase II-specific; zinc ion binding. Gene Ontology annotation, biological process: positive regulation of transcription by RNA polymerase II. Gene Ontology annotation, cellular component: nucleus. The transcript has 5 exons. The record is from RefSeq and is a predicted model, not a curated record.
AUGCGCACAGACCCCGCCUGCGGCACCUGUCGCAAAAAAUGCCGCCGCUGUGACCGUGCCCGCCCCGUCUGCAAUCGCUGCCGAGUGAAGGGCUUGCACUGCGAGGGAUACCCGCCGCGCUUUCAGUUUUGUCUUUAUGAGCGAGAUCCGAAAAGCCUGAGGGUGCUGGAGGAGGAGCCGUCGCUACCGCCGUCGUCGCACGAGGCGAGCUCGGGGCUGGCGCCCCACGAGAGAGAAUCGUCGGCAUCGCAUGCAGACAUAGCGGCGACGCCGUACGCGGGACGGCUGCUUGCGCAUUUCGAGACGUACCUCUGCGACGCGCAAAUCAUCGCAUGCCCCGGCGUGCAGAAUCCCUUCCGCACCUACAUUCUCCCGCUCGCGCACCACCACCUCGGUGUGCUGCACUGCGUCCUCGCCCUCUCGGCCUGCCAUCUCGUCUCCUCUGGCCGCGAUGCCAGCCCCGCCAACGAAACCAUCGCUCUCGAGCAUCGCCUCGCCGCCCUACAAGCUCUCAGUGCGCUGAUUCUCGAGGAGGAAGUAGUCGGCCUGGACGCCUUCAAGGAGGAAGUCACGCUCGUGCUUGUCCUCCUGCUGAUAUUGCACGACAUCACAGAAACAGGCAUCUCAGCACACGGGACGCACCUCACAGGCGCCGCCGCGCUGUGCGACAAAAUCGCCGCGCGCACCACGCCGCUCUCGCCCUUCCUGACCUUCCUCCUCGCCGCCCUCUCCUGGCUCGACCUCAUCCGCAGCUUCAGCGGCGCCGAAAAACUCGCCUUCUCGCCGGCGGUGCGCCUGCGCGUGCGCGACGCUCACGACCUCGGCCUCGAGACGCUCGCCGGCUGCCCUACCGCCAUGUUCGUGCGCAUCGGCGAGGUGCUCGCGCUGGGGAAACAGUACAAGCUGGGAUUGCUAGACGGGGAGGUGUUCAAAGCCGAGCUCGCGGCCGCAGAGGCAUGGUUCCGCGCCUGGGACGCCGAGCGCGACGCCGCCGCCGCCGCGUACCCGACAGCCGACGCGGCGUGGGGCGUGCUCGCGCACGCGUUCCGCCACGCCUGCCUCCUGCGCGUCCUGCGCUUCCCGGACCCGUUCGCGGUGCCGUGCACGGAUGCGCGGGUGCGCGCGUCGGUGGCAGCGAUUCUGGACGCGGCGGCCGAGGUGCCCUGGCGCUCGGUAUUGUUCAAGCGUCUGCUGUUUCCGCUGUUUAUGGCGGGCGCGGAUACGGACAGUGCCCACCAGAUGCACUAUGUAAGGCUGUGCAUUGAGCAUAUUAGGCGCGAGACGGGGUGCCAGCAUGGGGCGAUGAUGGAGCUGUUGGAAAGGGUGUGGGCGGAGCGGCGGGGGGAGGGGGAGGGCGUCGCGCUGAGGGUGGGUGGGGCGGAGGCGCGCAAUGUGCCGUGGAUGGAGUUUACAUGCUCGGAGAUGCUGGAGCGGCAGCACGCCUAUCUGUUCUAUUGA